AUGGAACUCGACGACCAUCGGCGGCCUGUGCGCGGCGGGCAGAACCUGACCGAACGUUGGCGUCGGCUCGAGCGCGCAACGCGUGGCAAAGAAGCUCGAAGAGAAGAGCUUGAUGCGAUGCCCGCUUCACAGGGGGACGACGUUUCUGCUAGUACCAUGGUCAGGCAUGGGAGAAAGCAAGAGAGAACCUUUCACGGUCUCGUCAUUCCCGAGCAGCCGAAGCCUCCCGCCGACGACGAAUGUUGCAUGUCUGGCUGCGCUAUAUGUGUUUACGACUUGUACGACGAAUCACUGGAGGCGUACAAUCAAUCCAUCGCUGCGCUGCAAAGCACCCUCCGGGCUCGAGGUGUGGCGGAAUCAGAGUGGCCCCCUGAGAUUCCAGCAUCAAACGGCAAAUUCAACGAUGAGAAAAUCAGUUCCUUGGUCAAGAACGUUGCCCUCGACGCAUUCGAGCAAUUGGAGCGUGCAUUGGCGGCGAAAAAUACGCAGGGCCAGGGCACCAGUUAG
Messenger RNA from Punctularia strigosozonata HHB-11173 SS5, 507 nucleotides. RefSeq lists its product as uncharacterized. NCBI's taxonomy places the organism in Eukaryota, Fungi, Basidiomycota, Agaricomycetes, Corticiales, Punctulariaceae. The transcript is spliced from 2 exons. Gene Ontology annotation, cellular component: mitochondrion. The coding region runs from base 1 to 507 and encodes 168 amino acids. The record is from RefSeq and is a predicted model, not a curated record.